AUGAUUAAAGGCUACACUGGAAAGCUCGACCCAGAGCUCCACCUCAGUAAGACGGUGAACUUCUCUUCGGCCACGCUGCCCGGCAUGUUCCAGAGGACGCUCGAGAGCUACAUCGACAAACGCAUGGGCACCACCUACGGGCCGCCGGCCGGACGCAGGAUGACCGUCUUCAUAGAUGACAUCAACAUGCCCGUAAUCAACGAAUGGGGCGACCAGAUAACCAAUGAGAUUGUGCGUCAGCUGAUGGAGCAGGGAGGUUUCUACAGCCUGGAUCGUCCAGGAGAGUUCAUCACUGUGGUGGAUGUUCAGCUGGUGGCAGCCAUGAUUCACCCCGGCGGCGGUCGGAACGACAUCCCUCAGCGUCUGAAGCGUCAGUUCUCCAUCUUUAACUGCACGCUGCCCUCCAACUCCUCCAUCGAUAAGAUCUUUGGCACUGUGGCUCAGGGCUACUUCUGCCCAGACAGAGGCUUCCCCGGCCCGGUGUGCCAGCUCGCCGCCGCCCUCGUCCCCUCCACCAGGCGGGUGUGGCAGGCCGUGAAGGCGAAGAUGUUACCGUCUCCUGCAAAGUUUCACUACAUCUUCAACCUGCGUGACCUCAGCAGAAUCUGGCAGGGGAUCCUCACGGUGAAGUCAGAGGUGUGUCAGAGCUCUGAGCUCCUCUCGGCUCUCUUCCAUCACGAGUGCUGCAGAGCGAUCGCCGAUCGAUUCGUCGACGGCGGCGACAGACGAGCGUUCGGCAGCAUCGUGGAGGCGGUCACAGUGGAGGAUCAUGGGAGAGCUCUGACUGAGCAUGCUCAGUGGAACAGCUGCUUUGUGGACUUCCUGCGUGAAGCCCCGGAGGCGACGGGAGAUGAACCUGAAGACGCUGAGCUGGAGGCUCCGAAGGUGUACGAGCCAAUCCCAUCGCUGGACCUUCUGGCAGAGCGGCUGUCGGUUUUUCAGCAGCAGUACAACGAGGCGGUGAGAGGCGGAGCCAUGGACCUGGUCUUCUUCAAGGACGCGAUGAUCCACCCUAUGAGGAUCUCACGCAUCCUGAGGACGCCACAAGGAAACGCCCUGCUGGUCGGGGUGGGAGGGUCGGGGAAGCAGAGCCUGGCGAGGCUCGCGUCGUUCAUCGCAGGAUACCAAACCUUCCAGAUCACACUGAGCAGGUCGUACAGCAGCAGUAACCUGCUGGAGGAUCUGAAGUCUCUGUAUCGGAUCGCCGGUCAGCGCGGGAAAGGCGUCACCUUCCUGUUCAGCGACAGUGACAUCAAAGAAGAAGCCUUCCUGGAAUACAUGAACAACGUCCUGGCGAGCGCUGAAGUUUCCAACCUGUUUGCUCGAGACGAGCUGGAUGACAUCACUCAGGACCUGAUUCCCGUGAUGAAGCGCCAGCAUCCUCGCCGCCCGCCGACACCCGAGAACCUCUACGACUUUUUCCUGUCCCGCGUGCGGAGCAACCUCCACGUGGUCCUCUGUUUCUCGCCUGUCGGGGAGAAGUUUCGCUCUCGUGCCUUAAAGGUGCGGCGAGGACUCAGGUUCUCAGGUCACAUGACCCUGAUGAUGAUCUGCACAGUGGACUGGUUCCAGCGUUGGCCUCAGGACGCCCUCAUCGCUGUAUCGCAUCACUUCCUGUCUCAGUACCAGGACCUCCGCUGCUCAGAGGACGUCAAGCAAAGCGUUGUGGUUACCAUGGGAACCUUCCAGGACCUGGUGGCAGAGAAGUGUGGCGAGUACUUUGAGCGUUUCCGCCGCCAGACGUUUGUGACGCCAAAGUCCUACCUGUCCUUCAUCGACAGCUACAAGCUGGUCUACACGGAGAAGAUCGCUCACGUCGGCACGCUGGCCGAGCGCAUGCAGACAGGGCUGUGUAAACUGAUGGAGGCGGAGCAGUCGGUGUCUCAGCUCUCUGAGGAGCUGCUGGUGAAGGAGAAGGAGCUCGCCGUCGCCUCCCAGAGGGCAGACCAGGUCCUGCAGGAGGUCACGGCCAAAGCUCAGGCUGCCGAAAAGGUGAAGCAGCAGGUGCAGAAGGUGAAGGAUAAAGCUCAGCUCAUCGUGGACGAGAUCGAAGCCGAUAAAAUGGCAGCAGAGUCCAAACUGGAGGCUGCGAAACCGGCUCUGCAGGCUGCUGAGGCUGCGCUACAGACCAUCAAACCAGCAGACAUCUCCACGGUGAGGAAGCUGCAGAAGCCUCCUCAUCUCAUCAUGAGGAUCAUGGACGCCGUGCUGCUGCUGUUCCAGAGAAAGGUCGACGCCGUGACCUCUGACCCCGAACGACCUUGUCCCAGACCGUCGUGGGCCGAGGCGAUGAAGCUGAUGCAGAACUCGGCCUUCCUCAGCAGCCUGCUCAACUUCAGCAAGGACUCCAUCACAGAGGAGGUGGUGGAGCUGCUCGCUCCUUACCUCCACAUGGACGACUACAACAUGGAGACGGCCAAGAGGAUCUGUGGGAACGUGGCGGGGCUCUGCUCCUGGACUCAGGCCAUGGUCGACUUCUUCAGCAUCAACAAGGAGGUUCUUCCUCUGAAGGCUAACCUGGCCAUGCAGGAGGCCCGUCUGCUGGUGGCUCAGGCUGAACUCACUAAGGCUCAGGAACAGCUGGAUGCUAAACAGCUGGACGCGGUGCAGGAGCUGAACGUGAUUGGUCUGCUGGUGGACAACACCACAGUGAGCGAGUGGAACCUGCAGGGUUUACCCAGCGACGACCUGUCCAUCCAGAACGGCAUCGUGGUGACGAAGGCGUCCCGCUACCCACUGCUGAUAGACCCCCAGGGCCAGGGCAAGACCUGGAUCCAGAACAGAGAGCGAGACCAGCAGCUGCAGGUGACGUCUUUGAACCACAAAUACUUCCGUUCCCACCUGGAGGACAGCCUGUCUCUUGGGCGCCCCCUGCUGCUGGAGGACGUUGGUGAGGAACUGGACCCCGUCCUGGACAACAUACUGGACAAAAACUACAUCAAGUCUGGCUCCACUUACAAGGUGAAGGUUGGAGACAAGGAGGUGGAUGUAAUGAAGGGCUUCAGGCUCUACAUCACCACCAAGAUGGCCAACCCAGCAUACAGCCCUGAGGUCAGCGCCAGGACGGCCGUGGUGGACUUCGCCGUCACUCAGAGAGGCCUGGAGGACCAGCUGCUGGGACGGGUCAUCCUGCUGGAGAAGCAGGAGAUGGAGGCAGAGCGAGUGAAGCUCCUGGAGGAGGUGACGUCCAACAAGAGGAAGAUGCAGGAGCUGGAGGACAGCCUGCUGUUCAGGCUCACCAGCACACAGGGCUCGCUGGUGGAGGACCAGUCUCUGAUCGAGGUGCUGAGCGUCACCAAGAUCACCGCUCAGGAGGUAAGUGAGAAGCUGACGGUUGCCGCGGAGACAGAGGUGAAGAUUAACCAGGCCAGGGAGGAGUACCGACCAGUGGCCACCAGGGGGAGCAUCCUCUACUUGGGGGCGCCGUGCCGUCCCAUCUCCAUGGGUCAGGGCCAAGAGGUUCACGCUCGCAGGCUAUUGGCCAACAGCAUGUUGGAUGGCGGCUGGCUCCUCCUCCAGAACUGCCACCUGGGACUGGACUUCCUGGAUGAGCUGCUGGAGACGGUCUCAACAGCGGUGCCGGAGAGCGUACACAAAGAUUUCCGAGUGUGGCUGACGACCGACGUGCACCCCAGGUUCCCCAUCACCUUCCUUCAGUCCUCCAUCAAGUUCACCAAUGAACCUCCUCUCGGCAUGAAAGCCAGUCUGAAGAGGACUUUUAAUGGUGUCACUCAGGACCAGCUGGAGAUCAGCAACCUGCCUCAGUGGAAGCCUCUGCUGUACGCUGUGGCCUUCCUCCACACCACCGUGCAGGAGCGUCGUAAGUUCGGUCCGCUCGGCUGGAACAUCCCCUACGAGUUCAACCAGGCAGAUUUUACCUCCAGCAUCCAGUUUGUGCAGAACCACCUGGACAACCUGGACGUGAAGCGAGGCGUGAACUGGAGCUGUCUGCGCUACAUGCUCGGUGAAGUCCAGUAUGGCGGUCGGGUGACGGAUGACUUGGACAAACGGCUCCUCAACACGUUCACGAGUGUCUGGUUCAGUGAGAGCACCUUCAGUGAAGCAUUCUGCUUCUUUAAGGGCUACAGCAUCCCUGCCAAGGCCAAGAGCAUCCAGGAGGUCCUGCAGCACAUCGAGGGGCUGCCGCUGGUCGACUCACCGGAGGUGUUUGGACUCCACCCCAACGCUGACAUCACCUACCAGACCAACCUGGCGAAUGACACGCUCAGCACCAUAAUCAACAUCCAACCGAAGGACACCGGAGGCGGGGCCGGGGAGACCAGGGAGGACACUGUGCAGAGACUAGCCAAUGAGAUGCUGGAGAAGCUGCCACCUGACUACAUCCCACAUGAGGUCAAAGGUCAACUCCAGAAGAUGGGUCCUCUUCAGCCAAUGAACAUCUUCCUCCGACAGGAGUUGGACCGAAUGCAGCGUGUCAUCAGCAGCGUACGGAGCAUGCUCACUGACCUCAGACUGGCCAUCGAUGGGACCAUCAUCAUGUCUGAAGACCUGCGCGACGCCCUCGACAGCAUGUUCGAUGCUCGGAUCCCGCGCCUGUGGCUGAGGCUCAGCUGGCCGUCGGCCACGCUCGGCUUCUGGUUCAGCGAGCUGCUGGAGAGGAACCAGCAGCUCAGCGCGUGGAUCAGCGCCGGCCGGCCCAACCAGUUCUGGCUCACCAGCUUCUUCAACCCGCAGGGUUUCCUGACCGCCAUGCGCCAGGAGACGACACGCUCCAACCUGUCCAGGGGCUGGGCCUUGGACACGGUCACCCUUAGCAACGAUGUCACCAAGAUGAUGAGGGAGGAUGUCUCAGCUCCGCCCCCUGAAGAUGUGGGUGGAGUCUAUAUCUAUGGCCUCUUUCUGGGUGGAGCGGGAUGGGACAGACGUGGCGCCAAACUCGCUGAGGCUCCGCCCAAAGUCCUCUUCACCCCCCUCCCUGUGGUCCACGUCUUCGCCGUCAGCUCAGCCAACAUGGCCGACAGUAAGCGUCCCCCUGGCGGCGGGGGGGGGCGGUCAGCCUGUACUCAUGUCCCGUCUACAAGAAGCCUCGACGCACCGACCUGAACUUCAUCUUCUCCCUGCAGCUGAGGAGCGUGCAGCCGCCCGAGCGCUGGACGCUGCGAGGCGCCGCGCUGCGAGGCGCCGCGCUGCUCUGCGACUGCAAGUGAUCCAAACGCUGUUGUUCCACAGACACGGACAGACACUCACCGUGGGGCUCUGCUGUGUCUCACUCAGACCUCCCCACAGGUUUCAGUUUGAGCUUUUUUAUUCUGAUUUUCUGAUAGUUUCCAUUUUUCUUCAGCACCAAACAUGUUUGUAGGUUUUUAGUCUGUUAAAUUUAUGAAAAUCAAAAUGUUUCCACAUCUCUGCAAGUCUCUAAUAAUAAUAAUCAUAAUAAUAAUCAUUAUUAUUCAGUAAUAAUAGUAACAUUAAUGAUUUUGUAUGUGACCUCACACAGUAAAGCUGAUGUGAGGAUCAUCACAGUUUCGGUGCUUGUAUGAACUUAGAAUGCAUAAAAUAAUUUGUUUUAAUUAAAAAACUUUCCCUCUGUCAUUUCCUGAGUGUUUCAAAAUAAAAGUCCCCUGAUUCAUGUUUUGAAUGUGAGGCUGUUCCUGUGAUGCCUUCAAAUCUGUUUCACUCUGCAGUUUUUUACAGUUCAGACCCAAAGUGACUCAAACAUUUACUUAAAAGAGGUUUUUGUUCGUCUGGGUUUUCCUGCUCAGCAGCGCUAAACAGGCAAAACACACAAACAGAAAGAAACAGGAAAAUAUGUGUUUCUGUGAACAAUGCAGCACCAAAAUGAAAGACCAGGAUUUAUUUUUUAAUGAUUGACAAAAACAUUAAAUGAUCAUGUUUAUUUGCACAUAAAUGUUCCAUCGUCCUUCUUUUAGAAGAAGUUUAGAAAUUAAAAAUACUAAUAACACAGCAGGAAAAAGCCGACAGCACGAGUCCUGAAAGGCUUAAAGAGACAAUAAACACACAAAGAAUGAAACAAAAAGGCACAAAACCUCAAAACAAGAGAGAAUUAAAUCUGACCGACACACAAAGAUGCUAAAAACCCCAAACAUGAACCUGUCAGGUCAUUAAUACCUGUGUGUGUGUGUGUGUGUGGUGGGAGGGGGCAAAGUGUUUCUGCGCAGUGUACCAGGGGCAUGUGGAAACG
Molecule: messenger RNA, 6163 nt
Organism: Oreochromis niloticus (Nile tilapia)
Lineage: Eukaryota; Metazoa; Chordata; Actinopteri; Cichliformes; Cichlidae
Product: dynein heavy chain 5, axonemal
Exons: 34
Coding region: 1-5064 (1687 amino acids)
Biological process (GO): microtubule-based movement
Cellular component (GO): dynein complex
Molecular function (GO): minus-end-directed microtubule motor activity; dynein light intermediate chain binding; dynein intermediate chain binding
Source: RefSeq, a predicted model, not a curated record